UGUAUAUUUGUACUUAAUAUAGACCGUCGGUGCUGGGGGCGACAACACCGCGCAUGCGCAUAACGCCCACCGUCGCACCUGGUACUUGUUGCUCAGGUGCGACUGCUGCGUGAUGCCAAGGACUGUUUUAUACCGCAGGAUUGUUUAUCUUCCAAAUAAUCAUGAAACGUCGCCAUUGACAUCAGUGAUGCUUUCUGGAAGGGAAAAAAUAUAUUUAGUAAGUAGAGAGAAACAACAAGGAGCCUUUUUUUUCCAUCUCUGUCGACUUCACUAAUUUCUGAAUUCAUCUUUCUUGUGACUUGGCUGCAGGCGAUGGGCAAAUGCUGCAAGUGCAACGGGAGGCUGCUGUGCCUGUGCUUGUUACCCUGCAUGAUGACCGGCCACCUUCUCAUCUACAUCAUGGUCACCAUAUUCGUCACCAUCUCCUAUGCUCCCCCUAAAAUAACCAUCCACUAUGUCGCGCCGGGGAUUUCCGCAAACUCCGGCGCUCUGGCCUCUCACCCGCUCGGCCCCUUCUGGAACCUUCAUCUGGAGAACAGUGCCUUGUGGAACCGGCUGCAGCACUCUUUGGACCGUCAGAACAAUCCCAUACUACGUGGAAACACCACCGGGACUCUGAGGAAGCCCAAAGCAGAGUUACCCGGUCAAACCGGAGACAAGUGCCUUCCUGACCGUACAUCAUGUAAGUGCUCAGAAGCCGGUCCGCAUGAUGUCAACAAUAUGCCCGAACAAAUCGGGGUAUUUGUCAGGUCAAUGCACUGCAGGAGUUAUCCAAUCCUCAUCAAUCAGCCGACGACGUGCAAAAGGAACGAGACCAGUCGAGAGUAUCCGAUGCUCCUCAUGGCCGUCAAGUCUCAAGUGGGGAACUUUGAAAACAGGCAAGCCAUCCGUGAAACAUGGGGCCGCAGUGGUUUGGUUAAAGGGGAGUCUCACAGGAAAGGUGGGUUCGUGCGUACGGUCUUUCUGCUGGGAAGGCAGGACUCCAGUACGGGACCUCAUCCGGACCUCAAAAACUUUCUGGAGCUGGAGAACCGGAAGUACGGCGACAUCCUCCAGUGGGAUUUCAAAGACACUUUCCUCAACCUGACCCUGAAAGACUUGCUGUUCUGGCAUUGGCUCCAGCAACACUGUCCCACAGCCGUGUUCGUCUUCAAAGGGGACGAUGACGUCUUCGUCCGGACCGGCGCUCUCCUGGAUUACUUGCACCAGCAGUGGGAGGAGCACAAACUGCGCAACCAAACUCACAUCAAUUUAUUUGUGGGGGAUGUCAUCAGUAACGCCUUCCCGAACCGGAAUCCAUCGACUAAAUACUACAUACCGGAGAACUUCUAUAAAGGUGCCUACCCAACGUACGCUGGAGGGGGAGGGGUGGUAUAUUCCGCCUCACUGGCGUUACGACUGAAAGAGGUGUCCAAAAAGGUAUGCCUCUUCCCCAUCGAUGACGUUUACUUGGGAAUGUGCCUUCAGAGACUGGGGUUGUCUCCGAGCCAUCACCCUGGUUUUCUAACAUUUGACCUCCCGGAGACGGACAGAGGGAAUCCCUGCGCUCACAGGUCCGUGCUGCUGGUGCACAGGCGGAGUCCCAAAGAGAUGUUGACGUUGUGGCACCAGUUGCACAAUCUGCCCGCUCACUGCUGAGCUUCAUUUGCCUGUCAAAUAUAAAUAGCCUGCGAGCAGCCACCUGAAGGGUGAACUCUGGGUGACUUAGCGGGUCUAAUUCAAGCAGGUAAUAUCCUAAACAAGGUCAAUGAAUACCACGCUGUGACGAUACACUCACGAGGCCAGUCCAUACACGAUAUCAGUGACGUGCGGUGAGGUUCAAGGCAGUUGAGGUACUUUUUCAAUAUUAAAUCUUAGAUGAUGUCAUCAUUGUUAUUACAGUAAGGGCCCUAUUCUCCCAUGUGCUUUAGUAAAAAAAAGGUGUGCAGAUUCCCAGUCGCUGUCUUCAUCCAAGAUGCACACUCUGGUGGAGCCACCCUCAGAUGUGGGUGUUGCCUGUCAAAUAUGGCCUUCUAUCCACGUAAAUACUUGUGUUCUUAUGCGCCUCUGAGCCGCCAAUAAGUCCAGUGCCCCUGGAGGAUGAAAAAUGAUAUUGCGCUUGAAGUUUGGAUAUAGUGUUAACCACACAUAAGAAAAUGGUAAAAGAAACUUCCAGAAAACUGUGAAAUCUAUUCUGAUCGCUUCAA
This is a messenger RNA of Entelurus aequoreus (snake pipefish), 2186 nucleotides long. RefSeq names its product N-acetyllactosaminide beta-1,3-N-acetylglucosaminyltransferase 2. Bases 313 to 1638 code for a protein of 441 amino acids. The record is from RefSeq and is a predicted model, not a curated record. Gene Ontology annotation, molecular function: hexosyltransferase activity. Lineage: Eukaryota; Metazoa; Chordata; Actinopteri; Syngnathiformes; Syngnathidae. Gene Ontology annotation, cellular component: membrane. The transcript is spliced from 2 exons.